Arachis duranensis is the source of this 1260-nucleotide messenger RNA. RefSeq lists its product as uncharacterized. NCBI's taxonomy places the organism in Eukaryota, Viridiplantae, Streptophyta, Magnoliopsida, Fabales, Fabaceae. Gene Ontology annotation, molecular function: DNA helicase activity. Gene Ontology annotation, biological process: telomere maintenance; DNA repair. The transcript is spliced from 3 exons. The record is from RefSeq and is a predicted model, not a curated record. The coding region runs from base 1 to 1260 and encodes 419 amino acids.
AUGUCUUAUCCCUAUGCUCGAAGUCUGACUUAUGCUGAGUUUCCAACCAAGUUUGUUUGGAAGGACGAUUCUUCAAAGUGGUUUUCUCAAAAGAAAGGCUUCGCAAUUGGAAGGUUGACUUAUGUACCUGCAGAGAGCCGUGAUGACAUGAAGGAGUUAACAAUGUCAGAUGAUGAGAUUAAGCAGUUGUGCUUAGUGGAUAUAGACAAUAUCUUACAUUCCUAUGGUAAAACCUUAAAAGACUAUCCUCCUAUGCCUUUAGCAACUAAAGUUGAUAGUUCUUUGUUAACCGAAAGGGUUAUUAGGGAAGAGCUAAACUUUAACAGGGAUUAUUUAAAGAAAAAUGCCUCAGACAUAUUAGCCAACGCAACACCUGAGCAGAGAUAUGAAUUCGAUAAAAUUGUUACAGCUGUGUAUUGUGAUGAAGGGGGUUUUUUCUUUGUAUAUGGUCAUGCGGGUACUGAAAAAACAUUUCUUUGGAACCUUAUGUCUGCUGAGAUUCGCUCAAGGGGUGAUAUAGUGUUAAACGUUGCUUCGAGUAGUAUUGCAUCUUUACUUCUUCCCAAUGGAAGAACGGCAUACUCAAGGUUCAAAAUACCGCUGAAUAUAACUGAGGAUUCUGUAUGUAACAUCAAACCUGGUUUCUCUCAAGCAAUGUUGCUAUUGAAAGCCAAACUUAUAAUUUGGGAUGAGGCUCCAAUGGUUAGUAGGUACUGUUAUGAAGCACUUGAUAAAUGUUUGGGUGAUAUAAUGAGGUGUUCUCUAACAUAUAGCAAAGAUUUGUCCUUUAGAGAAAAAGUGAUUGUACUAGGUAGAGACUUUAGACAAAUUCUUCCUGUCAUUCCACGAGAAUCGAGGCAAGAUAUCGUUCAUUCAACCAUGAAUUCGUCUUACUUUUGGAAGUUUUGUCAGGUGCUCAAACUAACAAAAAAUAUGAGACUCUCUAUAGGGACGACUGCUUCAGAUCAAGAUGAGACAGAGCGAUUUGGUGAGUGGUUAUUGAAAGUUGGUGAUGGUGUAAUAGGUGACAAUAUGGAUGGUGAAUCUGAAAUAUGUCUUUCAGGAGAUAUUGUUAUUCCUUCUUUGGACCAGUCAUUUGAUGAGUUGGUUCAUUUUUCUUAUCAAAAUAUUUUAGAAAACAUGUCCUCAAAGGAUUUUUUCAAAGCAAGAACUAUACUGGCUCCCACGCUAGACAUCGUUGAAGAGAUCAACAACCAUCUGAUGGCUAUCAUUCCUGGAGGGAAAAAAAUUAUAUCUUAG